AUGACGGAAAAGAAGAAAAGGAUUAUUGAUAUAUUAGAAGAAGAACGAGCGAAUUAUUUCAGAACAUUUCAUGGAAAACUAUCAAAAAUCGUCAUUAUUGAAGUUAAUAAGUGGAAUAUGAAUCGUAUUUUUCCUUAUAUAAUAUCGUGUGCGAGAAAUGCCAGUUUUGUGUCGAUAGAUUUGGAACUUAGUGGCUUAGGACCUCAGAACUUUAUUGGACAAGAUAUGCUAUAUCGUUAUAAAAUAAUCUGUGAAACAGCAAGAACACGAUCAAUUAUUUCAGUCGGUUUAUGCAUGUUCCGUUUGUUGAAAUGUACGGAAAAAAAGAAGAAAAAAAGGAUAAAAUAUGAGUGCCAGGUAUUUAAUAUAUUGACAAUGCGGGCCGUACCAUUUAUUGUGGAACCAAAUUCAAUGAAAUUUCUCGCAAAAAAUAAUUUUGAUAUGAAUGAACUUUUCUCUUCCAGCCUAUUUCAUACAUCUGUUGAGGUCCAUAAAGUUAUUCUUCUACAGGGUGACACAAUGAGGUCGAUUUGGUCGGAAAUCUUGGCUGCCCGCAUACCAGUUGUUUUCCACAAUGGCUUGAUUGAUCUUUUUUUCAUCUACCAAAAUUUUUAUCUUGGUUUGCCUGAAAGUUGCGAUGAAUUUAUUGCUAAUAUCUCGGAUUGGUUCAAUCUUGAGGAAUCAUGUGGUGUUUAUGAUUCAAAAUAUGUAGCAGAAAUGGAUUUUAAUACUAAGCGAACCUCUUUAGAAUAUAUAUUUAGAAAAUGCCAACGAAACAACGUUUUGGAGGCGAAUUGCUCACGUGCUUUUAUUAGCAUUUCUUUCGAUUAUCAUUUAUUAUCUGAGGAUCCCACAACUGACUUCAUCUACAGCAUUGAUUGUAGUUUACCUGAUGGGUUUUACGAAAAUCCUCCUCGAAUAGAUGUAUAUCAUGAUUCAACGAUAAAGCAACUUUGCUCUAAUUAUUUGGUAAUUCGAUUUUUUUUACUAAAAUUUCUAAAAUUUUCUUUUUACCAUUUCUAUUAUUUCUAUAAUUAA
Molecule: messenger RNA, 1038 nt
Organism: Dracunculus medinensis (Guinea worm)
Lineage: Eukaryota; Metazoa; Nematoda; Chromadorea; Rhabditida; Dracunculidae
Source: the annotation of a GenBank genome assembly